Messenger RNA from Rotaria socialis, 1089 nucleotides. The record is from the annotation of a GenBank genome assembly. NCBI's taxonomy places the organism in Eukaryota, Metazoa, Rotifera, Eurotatoria, Philodinida, Philodinidae.
AUGCCAUUAUCAACUUCGUCGUCAUCACUUCUGUUUUGUGUCUUAGUUAAAUGUGCAAAAAUUCAAUCAUCCGACAAUGAAUGUUAUUCGUAUGUUGUGCUUAAAAUUGAUAACGUUAAAUCAACAACAACUGUAGUCACAGGUUCACAGCCGAGUUGGGAACAAGAGUUUUAUUUUGAUAUACCCGAUUGUUCAGCUGGUCUUCAAAUUGAAUUAUGGGAACGUGGUCAAUUAUGGGAUAAACUUCUUGGAUUGUCUCAUUUACGUUUGGAUCGUUAUGAUAAUCAAUUAAUAAAUACAGGUUUAUCUAGUGCUCAUGAACGAUGGUUGACACUUGAUGCUGAACUAAUAUUGAAUCGUCAAGGACAAAUAGCACGAACAUGUCAUCCAACAGGUCAUUCAUUAUUAAUUCGUACUUAUGUCGAAUUACCAUCAGAUUUAACUGAAGAAGAAUCAAAAGAAAUAACUGAAAAGCUCGAAAUUCUACACGAUAUACUUGAUAAAGAAGGUCGUCAGUUACAAGAUAUUACAUUUGACGAAAUAAAUUCAAUUUCAGCUAUCCAUAAUGAUCAACGUAAUCGUCCUCAAUGUCGACAAUUGAGUAAUCGUUCUCAUUCACACUUUUCGGAUGAUAGUGAUUACACAUCUGAUGUCUCAUAUUCCAUAAAUUCUCAAGUAAAUAUUAAUUAUCCGGUUACAUCAAUGUCCCAAUCGAAUGCAAUAUCAUCAAUAAAUGAAGAUUUAUCUCCAAUCGGAAUACCGAAAAAACCCUUAGCAUUUGUACAACCAGUUGUUCGCGAUUUAUCUCGACGAUCGAAUCUCAAUCCAAUAGAAAGAACGAAACCAAUAAAUCAACAAGAACCUUUAUCAUAUGUGAGUCAAGCAAGAAAAAUGACAGCACAACUUCCUAAUGAUCAAAAAUUUUUUUAUCUAUGUUUGGAAAAAGAAAAAGAAGCAGCAGCAACAGAAGAAGAAGAAAAAGAAGAAGAAGAAGAAGAAGAAGAAGAAGAAGAACAACAACAACAACAAGAAGAAGACGAGAAACACAUAAAGACACGAUCUCGCUUUUGGUCAAAAAGAGCAUAUUAA